Messenger RNA from Fonsecaea nubica, 459 nucleotides. RefSeq lists its product as hypothetical. Lineage: Eukaryota; Fungi; Ascomycota; Eurotiomycetes; Chaetothyriales; Herpotrichiellaceae. The transcript has a single exon. The coding region runs from base 1 to 459 and encodes 152 amino acids. The record is from RefSeq and is a predicted model, not a curated record.
AUGGCAUGCUUCGAGAAUUUUACAGCUUCCUCGACGGGGCACAGGAGUCCGUCACCUCAAUCCUCAAUAGCUGCACAUACUACCAACCUCAGCUAUGAGAUUCGUCCCUCACCCACCGUGUUCAGCGCCUUGUUUAUCAACGGCAUGAUUCUAGGCUUGAAAGCUUGCUCGGCUGUUCCGGCAUUAUCCCCCCCUGCUUCUUCCACCGUGCCACUAUCAUUACAACCCACGCCGACUCAACUGCUCACGAUUCAUCAACCGGGGAUAGACAGAUUUCCCUUUUCCAAAAUGCGUGAUAACCUCAUCAACAUGUGUGCCGUCAUUGACGAAGAAGAAUUCACCCGGGACCUAUUCACUAUGCCAAGCUUCAACAUCGCGCCUGGCCUCGCCUCGUGGGAUCCUAAAGCCUGGAAGAUUGAGAGAUAUUUUGCCGUCAAAUGGGGCUUCCUGUUCUAUUGA